Messenger RNA from Haplochromis burtoni (Burton's mouthbrooder), 2093 nucleotides. RefSeq names its product protein PALS1. Gene Ontology annotation, biological process: establishment or maintenance of epithelial cell apical/basal polarity; protein localization to plasma membrane; generation of neurons. Gene Ontology annotation, cellular component: adherens junction; plasma membrane. Gene Ontology annotation, molecular function: protein binding. NCBI's taxonomy places the organism in Eukaryota, Metazoa, Chordata, Actinopteri, Cichliformes, Cichlidae. The record is from RefSeq and is a predicted model, not a curated record.
AAACGAUAGCGUAAUAGGAAACGAUAGACGUUUUUAUAUCCGAUAUAUAUCGUUAUAUCGAACAGCCCUAAGCAGACUCAUCUGCCUCAUCUGCUCCUUCAACCCAGGUGACCUUGUGUGUCUGCUUCCUGCACAGGUGACGGUGUCAUGGCUGCCUUCUUCACCGACUUACCCUCCUAAACAUCUCAGGAACAUAACCAUCGUAGAAACUGCCCGUCUGAGGAAUCGAAUCAAACGCACACAGUACAAGACGUGCGUGCAUGCGAGGGAUGACGACCUCCCAUCUGAAUGGCCAUGUUGCUGGAGAGGGAGGAGGAGAUGAAGAGGCGAGGGGAGGACAGCAGCACCGAGAAAUGGCCGUGGACUGUCCGGGAGACCUGGGCAGCCGAACGCUGCCUCUGCGACGCUCCGCUCAGCUGGAGAGGAUACGACAGCAUCAGGAGGACCUUCGGCGUCGUAGAGAAGAGGAGGGUCGGCAGCUGGAUCUGAACGCCUCACUCAGACUCAGGAACCUCUCCCAGAAUCCCUACAGCGGGAUCGACAACCCCACAUUCCUGCAAGACACACCGCAGCUGCCAGCGCUCAGCAGCCAGCACACACACGCGCUGCUGGAGUUGGAGGAGCUGCUGCUGUCGCUGAAGCAGGUCCGGGGCAGCCUGUCGGACCAGCAGAGUCACAAUGACAUCGAGUUGGUCCUCGCUCUGCUGAACAAGUCGGACUUCCAGUCGGCGCUGAAGAUCCACAAUGCCGUGGCCAGCAGCAUGCACCGACCGUCUCCGCCGUACCCCAACACGCAGCAGGCGCUUCCACUCGCCAUGGAGGUCAGGAACCUCCUGCAGGCGUGUCACAAUAAAGAAGGCCUGGAGCUGCACAGCCUGCUCUCAGACACACAUCUGCAGUCGUUGCUUCUGACCCAUGACAGCAUAGCAGAGAUGGAGAUGCAGCUGGAGCCGCUGCCCGCCGAGGGCGAGAUGCUGACGCAGUGGGGAGGAGAGACCGUGAAGAUUGUUCGCAUCGAGAAGGCCCGAGACAUCCCUCUGGGGGCGACGGUGCGGAAUGAAAUGGACAGCGUGGUGAUCAGUCGGAUCGUUCGCGGCGGCGCCGCUGAACGAAGCGGGCUUCUGUCUGAAGGAGACGAAAUCCUGGAGAUUAACGGCAUCGAGAUCCGAGGCAAAGACGUCAACCAGGUGUUUGACAUCCUGGCCGACAUGCACGGCCUCCUGACCUUCGUGCUGAUUCCCAGCAAUCAGAGCAAACCUCCUCCCGUCAAAGAGAGUGUGGUCCACGUGAAGGCUCAUUUCGACUACGACCCCUCGGACGACCCCUACGUGCCGUGCAGAGAGCUCGGCUUGUCCUUCCAGAAGGGAGAUAUCCUGCACAUCAUCAGCCAGUCCGACCCCAACUGGUGGCAGGCGUACCGGGACGGAGACGAGGAUAACCAGCCGCUCGCCGGCCUGGUGCCAGGGAAGAGUUUCCAGCAGCAGAGAGAAGCCAUGAAGCAAACCAUAGAAGAAGACGAGCCCGAGAAGUCCGGGAAGCUCUGGUGUGGGAAGAAAAACAAGAGGAAGAGGAAGAAGCUGCUGUACAACCCUCACAGGAACGACGAUCUUGAUAAUGAAGAAAUUCUCACCUAUGAGGAGAUGGCGCUGUACCACCAGCCGGCCAAUAGGAAGCGGCCGAUUGCUUUGAUUGGUCCAAGCGGCUGUGGGCAGGAACAGCUCAGGCAGCGGCUGCUCAACAGUGAACCAGAGCGCUUCGCUGGAGCUGUGCCUCGUAAGGACACGACGCGGAGCCGUCGCGAGGGCGAGCAGAGCGGUCGGGACUAUCACUUUGUUUCUCGGCAGACCUUCGAGGCUGAGCUGGCGGCUGGGAAGCUGAUCGAGUCCGGAGAGUUCGAGAAGAAUCUGUACGGGACGAGUACGGACUCGGUGAGACAGGUCAUCAACACCGGGAAAAUCUGCGUGCUGUGUCUGCACACACAGGCUCUGAAGGUGCUGAGGAGUUCAGACUUGAAGCCUUACAUCAUCUUCAUAGCUCCGCCCUCCCAGGAACGACUUCGAGCUUUAUUGGCUAAAGAAAACAAGAACCCCAAG